AUGAAAUUGUUAAAUUUUUUUGCGUUCCUGUUACUUAUCGUUAGGAUUUACGCUCAUGAAGCGUCUCCCAACAGUAACGUUGUCGUAUUGACACCAGAUACUUUUGAUCAAACAAUCGGAAAAGGAAAAUUUGCGCUUGUAGAAUUCUAUGCGCCGUGGUGCGGUCAUUGUAAAAAUUUAGCACCAGAACUUGCAGAUGCUUUUUCACAUGCCAAAGAUCGUGUGAUUAUAGCUAACGUUAACGCAGAUGAAUACCGUGAUUUGGGAACUCGUUUCGGAGUUAGUGGUUUCCCUACUUUAAAAUGGUUCGGCCAAAAUGAAUUGGAUAGUCCCUCGGAUUACAGUAGCGGUCGUAGCUUAGAAAACUUAGUCGCUUUUAUCGAAGAAAAGACUGGCAUAAAAUCUAGAAUAAAAAAACCAGUCACUCAUGUAGAAGUACUUACUUCACAAACAUUCAACAAGAUCGCUUUGGAUCCAGAAAAAAACGUAUUGGUCGCAGAAGAUUUUUCCCAAGAGUCAGACUGCGUUGUUGCUAAUAUUGAAGUACCUGAAAACAAAGAUAUUGGUGACAAAUACCAAGUUUCUGGCUAUCCUACAAUAAAAUUUUUCCCAAAAGGUGAAGACAAAACACCAAUUGAUUACUCAGGCGAAAGGACUGAAGAAUCUUUUGUUAAAUUCUUGAAUGAAAAAUGCGGAAAACACCGACUUGUUGGUGGUUCAUUGUCAGAAGAGGCUGGUAAAAUUCCUGAAUUGGAUGCUUUGGUAGUAAAAUUCAAUAGUGCUUCUGGAAAAACCGAAAUUGACAAGAUUAUCGUAGAAUCCCAAGCAAUUGCUGAAAAAUUAAAUACUCGACCGGCACAAUAUUACGUCAAAAUCAUGAAUAAAAUUGCAGAAAAGGGUGAUUAUGCUGAAACCGAACUCGCCAGAUUAGACAAAAUACUCAAAUCUGGUACAAUUUCUGGCAAUAAAAUUGAUGAUUUCACAAUUCGCAAGAACAUUUUGUCGGGGUUAUUCCUUCUGUCAAUAACAAUGUUUAUUGGGUCAUUUCUUUCAGGAAGUAUCCCAUUAGCAUUUCACUUGUCUGAAGAUAGAUUACGAACAAUUUCAGUGUUUGGCGUUGGUCUUUUAGUUGGUGCAGCGCUGAUCGUCAUCAUACCUGAAGGAAUCGAAACAUUGUAUAGUGUACAAAAGGACGAUCACAACAGCUUAUCGUAUAUAAAUAUUGCUGACGAUACUCUCGAAAAACGUAGCUGGUGGGACAAUAAAUUAAAACGUAGUGAAUUAAAUUUAGAUAAUAUAUCAAAUAAACGAGACGAAGGUGAUGACAAACUAGACCCUCCUAAUGAUGACGAUCCAAAUAAUCCUCCGGAUUCAGAUCAUGACCAUGAGAAAGAAAGUAUAAAUCAUCUUUAUGUUGGCGUUGCUUUAAUAACAGGAUUUGCGAUAAUGUUCAUAAUUGAUCAAAUAGACACUUCACAUGGUCAUUCUCAUACCCGUGUUAGCGUUGUCAGUGUUACAGAGCUUCGUUCAUUAGCAAAUAGUAGUGAGAGAGAUGAUGAUUCACAUGAGAUAGUGGGGUCUUCAACUAUACAUAAGAAACCCGUAUCUGCUACGAUUGGACUUGUAAUACAUGCCGCAGCUGAUGGAAUUGCUCUUGGUGCAUCUGCAAGAGAACCAACAUUAGAGUUUAUUGUAUUUUUGGCAAUAAUGCUUCAUAAAGCACCGGCAGCUUUUGGAUUAUCUACAGUUUUAUUACGUGAUGGAUAUAACCGUCGACAGAUUCGAAAACAUUUGGUCAUUUUUUCUUUAGCUGCACCAUUUUCAGCAUUGUUAACAUAUAUAUUCCUUCAAAGAAAUGGUGAAUUAGAUCCCGUUGGAAUGAAAUGGUGGACUGCAAUGUUAUUGCUCUUUUCAGGAGGUUCAUUUUUGUACGUGGCAAUGCAUGUAAUGCAAGACGUUAUAAAAGAUAUUAAUCAUGGCCUUAGUGGACACAUGGUUGGUAAAUUAACAAAAUCGCAUGUUUGCUUUGUAUUGUUGGGAAUGUUUCUACCAUUACUACUGCAAUUCGAACAUGGACACGGACAUUGA
Molecule: messenger RNA, 2088 nt
Organism: Dentiscutata erythropus
Lineage: Eukaryota; Fungi; Glomeromycota; Glomeromycetes; Diversisporales; Gigasporaceae
Source: the annotation of a GenBank genome assembly